UUCUAGUUCUGCUAGUACUCAUGGUUGAGCAGAAUGAGCGAUCGCGGGGAAAAAAUUCGCCACCUCUGCAUAUCACAAUCAGAGAGUGUCGGACAAUACACCCGAGUUCAGAGAAUAAUGGCACGUGGACCCAGCUGUGGCUGAUCACCGAUUACCACGAGAAGGGCUCGCUGUUCGAUUAUCUGAACAGAUCGACCGUGGACACGAACGGUAUGAUCAGGAUGGCCCUGUCGAUCGCCACCGGGCUGGCGCAUCUUCACAUGGAGAUCGUCGGCACGCAGGGGAAACCGGCCAUCGCUCACAGGGAUCUCAAGUCGAAGAAUAUCCUCGUGAAGACGAAUGGUACAUGCGCGAUCGGCGAUCUCGGAUUGGCCGUCAGGCAUGACGUAAUAACAGACACCGUCGAUAUCCAGCUGAAUAAUCGGGUCGGCACUAAGCGGUACAUGGCGCCCGAGGUUCUCGAAGAGACGAUAAACAUGAACCACUUUGAUUCGUUCAAGAGGGCUGACGUGUACGCUCUCGGGCUGAUCCUCUGGGAGAUCGCGAGGCGGUGCAACGUUGGCGGAAUUCACGACGAAUAUCAGCUGCCGUUUUACGACCUGGUGCCUUCUGAUCCGACGAUCGAGGAGAUGCGUAAAGUUGUGUGCACCGACAGACAGAGGCCAUCGAUACCAAAUCGGUGGCAGUCGAUCGAGGCAUUGCAAGUGAUGUCGAAGGUCAUGAAGGAGUGUUGGUAUCACAACGCGGCAGCUAGACUAACCGCGCUUAGGAUUAAAAAAUCUCUCGCGAAUUACGGCGCGAUGGAGGACUUGAAG
Molecule: messenger RNA, 815 nt
Organism: Heterotrigona itama
Lineage: Eukaryota; Metazoa; Arthropoda; Insecta; Hymenoptera; Apidae
Source: the annotation of a GenBank genome assembly